Lactuca saligna is the source of this 489-nucleotide messenger RNA. NCBI's taxonomy places the organism in Eukaryota, Viridiplantae, Streptophyta, Magnoliopsida, Asterales, Asteraceae. The record is from the annotation of a GenBank genome assembly.
AUGCUUAAAAAGGUAGAUCCUUCAAACUCAGUCUCACAAGCUUACCUGAAGACUAUCAAUCCCUCAAUCGAGACUGGUGUUCUGUUGCAACGAUCUGAAGAGGGUUCUUCCAAGCGGUCGAGACGUUCAAAGAAGGUUGAGGAGAAUCCUUCGAAGCCUAUUCAGGAGAAGAAAUUAUCAAAGUCUCCGAAAAAGAAACCAACAGAAGACGUAGCUGUUUCUAAGCCUCAGGAAACACCAAUUGCACCACAAAUUGAUGAACCCCCAAAGGAAGUGGUUCCUUCGAAAAGUGGGGUGUUCAAGCAAAUCAAGAAUAUUUCCCACAAGUCACGAAGUUCUUCUGACCGAACUCCAAGUUUUUCUCCAAUGAUUUCCAAGCCACAUGUCAUAAGAAAGGGUGUAGUGCUUCGUGAAAUUCUAGUUCCUAUUUCUCCAUCAUCAAAGAAACACAAAGCUGAAGAUAUGGCGAAACACAUUUCGAAGAAAUAG